Molecule: messenger RNA, 2475 nt
Organism: Thamnophis elegans (Western terrestrial garter snake)
Lineage: Eukaryota; Metazoa; Chordata; Lepidosauria; Squamata; Natricidae
Gene: CCDC157
Product: coiled-coil domain containing 157
Exons: 11
Coding region: 203-2458 (751 amino acids)
Source: RefSeq, a predicted model, not a curated record
UCUCGAAGAGGGCGGAGCCUAGCAAGAAGCGGCGCAUGCGCACAGUUUCUGGCCACGUCGAGCACCAUAGAGAUGCUAGGGUAAGCCAUUUUCAUGCCAGCGUCUUACCUGAGCUGCUCCCCUCCAGAAACAUCAGCCUGAAGACUCAAAACCAGCGCUUUUUCCUUACGGUUCAAAUGACACCUGGGGAGGGGGACGCAUCAUGGUGAGUUUGCUGGUUAACCAGAACUGCAUGGAAAGCUUGCGGAAGGAUAUCACGGACCUCCAAGGGACCGUCAUCAGCGUAUUCUCCCACGCUGGAGCGGUGCGUUUUCCUUCCUGGAAAUUCCCAGAUAAAGUAUCCUGCGACCUGGACUUGGUGUCUUUGAUGGGACAAUAUGACUUUGUGGAGAAUGACCCCGAAUUCACGCAGCAUUCGCACGUAGUUCUUCUGGAACUAGUGAUCGACAGGCUUCUCCUGCUGCUCCAGAGUUUCACGGGAUACACGGAAAACCUUAUCAGCGAAGAGGCUGUGCCCCCCUCGCGGCCGGUAGGCCCCUCCAUGUCUAUCGGGCUGACCGUGAGGAAGUACUGGAACAGCAUGCUGAAAAUGGGCGCCCUUUAUCAACAGCUGGUGGCUGAGAAAAAAUAUACCAAAGAUGCUUCUAAUCUAAAAAACUCCUUCCGGGUCGCCAAAGCCGAGCGCGAACGUUUGAAAAGCGGCUCUUCUGAGUCGGAUGUGACGUUGCCCAUCUUCCAGUCGUCCCCGUUGACGUCUUCCGCCGGCAGCCGGCUGCUGGACCACCCCUUCAGUGCCCGCUCGGACCCCUCGGUUAACGUGGUCGGCCGGAGCGUCCACUCCCAAACCAUCGAGAGCGCCCUGGUGCCCUGCGACGCCUGCGAGAGCACCCAGGCCAGCCUGCAGGAAGUCGGCAAGGCCAUCAUCGACCUCUGCGGCACCCUGAACAUCUCAUCCUCCCUGGGCAAGUUCCUGAAGAUGGUGGAGGAGAGGCUGGGAGGCAAGCUGCUGACGGCGAUGGACGUGGGGUACUGGGCCACCGAGCAGAGCAAGGACCUUUCCCGGGUCAACAAGCACAUCCAGAUGCUGAUGGGGCUCAUCAACCCUCUGAAAGGGGAACUGGAGGAGUUUGAGAAGCAGAAGAACGAGCUGAAGAAGCAGCUGGAGAGCCUGGACGGCAGCCUGCAGAAGGAGAAAGAGGCCAAGAGGCAGCAGAGGGAGGAGACGGAGCAGCUCCUGCAGAAGAAGGAGAGGGAAAGCCAGCAGCUGAUGGCCAAGCUGCAGAAGGCCAAGGAGGACCUCGGAAACCGAGCUGUUUCUCUGGAGAUGAGUCUGUCCACCUUGAAAGAAAAACUCCAGGUACAGGAAAGCACCAUCCAGGAACUGGAACAGGCCCGAAAGGAUCUGCAAGAGGAGAUGGAGUCCAAGAUGGUGGAGAAGGGCGAAGUGGACCGGCGGGAGGAGCAGCUGAAGGCCCUGGGCAGCCAGCUGGAGCGGGUGGAGCAGCAGCUGGCCUGGACCAACCUGGAGCUCAACAAAGAGAGGGCCAGAGGGGACAGCAUGCUCCAGCACCAGGAGUCACUCCAGGUCAAGCAGCAGAAUCUGAUGCAGCAGCUGGACAGCUUGGAUCAAGAAUGUGAGCAGCUGAAGACCACGGUGGCCGAUACAGAAGAUGACCGCCAGAUGAUGAGAGAGCGACUGAAGGAGAUCCAGGGAGAGAAAUGGGAGUUGCAAAGCCGGCUGGAGGCCCAGAAGGAGCUCUGCUGUAGAAUUCAGAAAGCUUGCAAGGUGACGUGCACCGCUCUCUCCACCCAGAAGCUCACGGAGAAACUGAAGCAGGAGAAGCAGGGGUUGGAGCAGUCCGCCUCCGAUCUGCAGAGGACCAUCGCCGAGCUGGGGGAGCUGAUCCACGAGAUGAAGGAGAAGGAGAAACUCUUGGUCUUCUUCCCUGAUCUUCACAUUCCCGCGGAGACCCAGUUUGAAAUCUCCGGGAACGUGACGGAAGACAUGGGCAAACAGCUGCAGGCCAACAACAUCCGGAUCAGCGUUCUGGAGGAAGAGAAUUCCCGUCUCCGGAACGCAAUCUCCAAAAUGAAAGAGCCGCCCCAGCAGGAGAUGCAGAAGUUUCUACUUCCAACCCAGCUGUGGAUUCGGUCCGCCGAAAAACCGGGGCCUCAAGACACUGCGAUGCCGCCUCCCGUGGGGUACCCCGCCGCGCCCGGUUUUCAGGGACCGGUUUCCAGGCCUCUGACCAGCAGCAGCAGCGGCGCCUCACGACACAGGCCUCCAAACAACCCCGCCCCGCAAUGGACCUCUGGCAACCAGCUGCCCAAGACCCCCCUGGGCCCUGCUCCGUUCAACCUUUUCUACAAGGAGGCGGUCAACAGCCCUUACGCCCCGGCCAAAGGAAGAGGACGCCUGCCCCCACCAGGAUACUGUACCCGCAACCACCAGAAAUAAAAGAGAAGCACGCUCAA